Messenger RNA from Eutrema salsugineum, 693 nucleotides. RefSeq lists its product as uncharacterized. The coding region runs from base 1 to 693 and encodes 230 amino acids. The transcript is spliced from 2 exons. Lineage: Eukaryota; Viridiplantae; Streptophyta; Magnoliopsida; Brassicales; Brassicaceae. The record is from RefSeq and is a predicted model, not a curated record.
AUGGUGAAAUGUCUCGUAUUACAUGAUGUUUACUCACAAUCUCAACACUCUUCACGGCAAAGAAGAGAAGAAUUGAUCAAUGAACGUGAUUUUGAUGAAGAAGGUCAUGAUGACUCAGACUCUGACAAUGGUGACAUGCAACAGACAGUUCUAGAGACACAAGAAGUUGAAGAAGUCUACCAUAUUAACAUUGAUGAUGAUACAUCUAGUGCUAGACAAGGAAUUAGUUCACGAAGGUUAGGUGGAACCUCACAGAUUUCUACUACGGGUGGUUCACGAGAAGGUCGAAGGAGACAAUCUUUUGAGACAACAAUACAAGAUACAAUUGCUGGAUAUACAGAAUUUCAACGACUAAGUUUGCAACAACUUCGCCCUGGUGCUUUUGACCAAGCUGACUACGAUGAAUGGAAAAAGGCAGAAGCCAUAUUCCUUACUCUACAAAUUUCAAAGGACACUAAAUUUUACUGGGCGUGCCUUAAUACACUUAAGGUGUUAGGAUUUUGGCGUAAAUAUUUCAUUGAUAUAACAGGAAGCAUCGAUGAAGAUAAACUCCAGUUGCUAGAACCUAUGACUAGUGUUUCACGGAACAACCAAGAUGUCCCAAAACAGUUAGGUUCAAACCCAUCAUUUGGAAGUCCAAAUUUUGGAGGGUUAUCAUAUGGUAAUCCAUCUUCUUCUGGAGGGCACAAAUAA